This is a messenger RNA of Erythranthe guttata (spotted monkey flower), 1078 nucleotides long. RefSeq names its product RNA polymerase Rpb7 N-terminal domain-containing protein. The record is from RefSeq and is a predicted model, not a curated record. Gene Ontology annotation, biological process: transcription initiation at RNA polymerase III promoter; DNA-templated transcription. Gene Ontology annotation, cellular component: RNA polymerase III complex. NCBI's taxonomy places the organism in Eukaryota, Viridiplantae, Streptophyta, Magnoliopsida, Lamiales, Phrymaceae.
CCUCGGGCCCACAACUUUUAUUCCAUAUAUAAACAAGAACUCCCAGUCCACAACUUUCUUCAUAAGCACAAAUUACGACGCUGCCACUGCUCUCGUCCACCGCCGCCGGACCGCUCGCACAUCCCACUUCGCCCCCCAUCUCCGGCGGCUCACAUCCCUAUAAAUUAAAGUUCUCAAGUUUAAUUUACACUAAUUAUCACAGUUUCCUUCGUUCCUCUCUCAAUUAAAAAAUAAAUUGGAGAAAAUGUUUUUCUUGAGUGAACUAGAACACAGUCUGAGAUUACCCCCUCAUCUCCUGAAUCAACCUCUCGACAAAGCCAUUAAAGGAGAGCUUGAAUCUCUCUUCUUAGAUACGGUUAUUGAUAAAUUAGGGUUAUGCAUUAGCGUGUACGAUAUUCGAUCCAUCGAUGGUGGAUUCAUAUUUCCUGGUCAUGGUGCUUCCACUUAUACGGUGAAGUUCAGAUUGGUAAUGUUUCGACCGUUUCUCGGAGAAGUUAUAUCGGCUCGACUGAAAGAAUCCACCACGUCUGGUUUACGAUUGUCACUUGGAUUUUUUGACGAUAUUUAUGUAUAUGUCCCUUUACUACCCGCUCCCAAUGACUAUGCACCUGAUCCAUCGCGCAAGGAUGGAGUUAUAUGGUCGUGGAACUACCAUGCAGAUCCUUUGACAAUAGACUGGACAGAUGAGAUAAGGUUCAAAGUUCAUAGUGUAAAUUAUCAUCCUAUACCAGUAGAGCAAGGGGAUGAUGAUGAUCCAGAGAAAAAAGAUUCGAAGCCGUUCGCCCCUAUGGUGGUCAUUGGAUCUAUUGAUGAUGAUGGUUUAGGCCCUGUUUCAUGGUGGUGAUAAUGUUGCUGUGGAAGUUUAACACACUAAACCACCAUUAAGACUCUAGCUAAUUGUCAUUAACCAAGUUGCUAAUUACGUUUUGCUUAAUUACUAAUUGUCUUACUUUUGCUAUUUGAUGGUGCCUUUUAAUCUUCUGUUUCACUUGGAUUUACAUCAAGGAUCUAAAGUCUUCAGCUAUGGAACUCAAAUUCUUAGUACUUUAAUGAUUAGUUUGUGAAUUUUUUAGUUAUU